Messenger RNA from Fusarium musae, 801 nucleotides. RefSeq lists its product as uncharacterized. The transcript has 5 exons. NCBI's taxonomy places the organism in Eukaryota, Fungi, Ascomycota, Sordariomycetes, Hypocreales, Nectriaceae. The record is from RefSeq and is a predicted model, not a curated record. The coding region runs from base 1 to 801 and encodes 266 amino acids.
AUGGAUAUCCCAGUCGCGGCCAAUAUUCUAGGCACCCUCGGAGCUGUCUGUUGGUCAAUCCAGCUGAUUCCUCAAAUCAUCGUUAAUUAUCGAAGACAUAAUGCAACGGGUCUUCAGCCAUCGAUGAUGAUGCUCUGGGCAUGGGCGGGUGUGCCGCUGGGCGUGUACAACAUCGUCAAAGAGUUCAACGUCGCCUUGCGGAUACAGCCUCAGAUCUUGACGCUUUUGAGUCUCGUCACCUGGAUCCAAUGCUACUACUACGAAAGAAAAUGGAGUGUGUACCGCUCUCUGCUCGUUGUCAUCCCAAUCGCAGUCGUGAUGGGCGGCAUUCAAGCAAGUCUCAUCAUCGCCCUCCGCAUCGCCAAAUCACGCUCCUUAGAAUGGCCUCUCAUCCUCAUGGCGUCUCUGUCCGCAGCUUUACUCGCAGCAGGUGUACUCACUCACUACUGGGACAUUUGGAAGCACCGAACAGUCCGUGGCAUAUCAUUUCUCUUUGUAGCCAUUGACGCAGCAGGCGAUGUGUUCUCACUCGUGUCCGUGUUCUUCCAGCCCGAGCUUGAUGUUCUUGGUAUUGUCAUCUACGCCACAGAGUUUGUUCUGUGGUGUGGUGUGUUUGCUUGUGGCGGGUAUUACAACUUGCUACCUUGGGUUAGAAAGAGGUUUGGGAGUGAGGGCAAGAGGGCUGGAGGGGAAGAGAGCGCAGGGGAUGGUGUUAUGAUGAAUGAGAAUGUUUCUUCAAGUUCAGUGUUUAGGACGGUCAAAGAGAUGUCCCUCGCUUUGUGUCGGUUUGGCUUGUGUUGA